AUGGCUUCAAAUAAACCAAUUUUAAUUACUAUCACAAAGAAUAAUGCUAGAGUGUUUGUGGGUACUUGGAUUGAGGGUAGCAAUGGCGCCCACUCAUCCUCAGAUAGCCCUAGAUUAAAACACUUUGGUAUCAAGAAAAAAUUUAAAAAAAUUAUUGUAUCUUCCCAGGUAGUUUGGAAUUGUAUUGUUAGACAUAGUAAAUGGCCACACGUUGGCAAUUUACCUAACAACAAAUGGUAUAAGGAUAUGGUUACUAACGCCCACGCAAUGGAAAAAAUGGCGCUCAAUAAGUCACAGCUCUUGUCUUUCAACCAAGACUACCUGCAUCUUUAUUCCCACUUUGCUGGAAUUUCAGCUAGCCCAAGGACAACUUCACGAUGCAGUUCAAUUAUCAAAUAUGAUGAUAAUGAUACAUGUUCCAUUGGGGAAGACGUAAUUGUUAAGGGCGGCAUCUCGAAUUUUAAAGCAUAUAUUCUGCUUUUAAAAUCAUUUGUUGGUACAGGUGUGUUGCUGCUACCCAAUGCCUUCAAAAAUGGAGGUAUGUUGUUUUCUAUAAUCCUUUUCAUCUUUAUUGGUAUUUAUUCCUUUUGGUGUUACUACAUUUUAUCUGUAGUUAAGGUAUCCACCAAAUUGUCGUGCUUUGGUGAAAUAGGUAAGAGAAUCUAUGGAACACCCAUGAAAGUUGUUAUUCUCUUUUCCCUAAUUCUCACUCAAUUGGGCUUUGCUAGUACUGGCAUCAUAUUUGUUGCCAAUAAUAUGAAGCCCAGUCUGGAAGCUUUAUUUCACUGGAAAGAUAUAAAAUACUUUUAUUUGAUAUUCUGCCAGUUGAUUUUAUAUAUACCAUUGGGCCUGAUAACUGACAUUAAAAAAUUCUCAAUUACUACAAUGGUUUCUAACGUUCUGAUGCUAUCAGGUCUUUCUAUUGUUUUCAUUUCUUGCUGCUCGACUCUCUCGAUACAACCUUCUGAACAUUUUGUUGAGAACAUCAACUACAAAUUCAAUCCAAGGAACUGGUCUCUCUUUGUCGGCACAGCAAUCUUUGCAUUUGAAGGUAUUGGAUUAAUUAUACCUGUUCAGGACUCAAUGAGGCACCCAGAAAGUUUCCCCUUGGUUCUGGCACUCGUUAUUACUUCCUCUGCUGUCAUCUUUUUAGCAAUUGCGAUCAUCGGCUAUAUGGCAUUUGGCAACGGAGUCGAGGUUAUAAUUUUACAAAGUCUUUCAUCGGGAAACAUAUUAAUUAAUCUGUUGCAGCUAUUAUACUCAUUUGCAAUAAUGAUUGCAACUCCACUGCAGAAUCUUCCGGUGGUUACUAUCUUAGAAGACCUAUUAUUUGCCAAAAUUGAUAUAGAUAACAAUAACAAUGAAACUUUAGAUGACUGUUCAAUCGAGGAAGUGUCAAAAUCUAAUAAUUUGAUGCCACUAACGGAGAAGAAAGAUAUAACUACCCAAAAAGAGAUAUCAUCGACUGACAUUUCUGAAGGUGCACUUUUGCCUGUCCUCGACUGCUUCAGAAUAGUAAAAGACGUGCUGACAAACAGUCAGGUACCAAAAGUGUGUUUGAGACUUGGUAUUACUAAUUUAGUCGUGUUUUUGGCCUACUUUGGCUCUGGACAUCUGGAGAAAUUUGUCGCAGUAAUUGGCUCUUUAUUUUGUAUUCCAUUGGUAUAUAUGAUUCCCCCAGCGCUGCAUUUAAAAGAUUACAGUAUCAAGAAAGACUCAGGUAAAAUACUCAAGCCUAACAUUUACCUUGACGUUGGUUUAAUAAUGAUUGGGGCUAUUAGUAUGGUAUACACCACCUAUUUAAGUAUAAUUUUGUAA
Nakaseomyces glabratus is the source of this 1818-nucleotide messenger RNA. RefSeq lists its product as uncharacterized. The record is from RefSeq and is a predicted model, not a curated record. Lineage: Eukaryota; Fungi; Ascomycota; Saccharomycetes; Saccharomycetales; Saccharomycetaceae. Gene Ontology annotation, molecular function: L-amino acid transmembrane transporter activity. Gene Ontology annotation, biological process: amino acid transmembrane transport.